AUGCAGGAGGAGGAGGAGGAGGACGAAGAGGAGGAGAAGCCGAAAGAGGAGGUGGAGAAGGAGGACGAGGACGAGGAGAAGCAGGAGGAUGAGGAGGAGCACAAGGACAAGGAGAAGCAGGAAGAGGAUGAAGAGAAGCAGGAGGAGGAGGAGAAGGAGGAUGAGGACAAAAAGAAGGAGGAGGACAAGGAGAUGGAGGAGGAGGAGAAGGAGGACAAGGACGAAGAGAAGUAGGAGGCGGACAAGGAGAAGCAGGAAGGAGGGGAAGAAGGAGAGGUGGACGAAGAGAAGCAGGAGGAGAAAGAGAAGCAGGAGGAGGUCGAGGAGAAGGAGGAAGAGGAGGACAAGGAGAUGCAGGAGGAGGAGGAGGAGGACGAAGAGGAGGAGAAGCCGAAAGAGGAGGUGGAGAAGGAGGACGAGGACGAGGAGAAGCAGGAGGAUGAGGAGGAGCACAAGGACAAGGAGAAGCAGGAAGAGGAUGAAGAGAAGCAGGAGGAGGAGGAGAAGGAGGAUGAGGACAAAAAGAAGGAGGAGGACAAGGAGAUGCAGGAGGAGGAAGAGGAGGACAAAGAGAAGCAGAAAGAGGAGGAGGAGAAGGAGUCGAGGAGGAGGAGAAGCCAGAGGAGAAACAAGGACGAGGAGAGGCAGUAUGAGGAGGAGGAGAGGCAGUACAAGGAGGGAGAGAAGCAGGAGGAGGAGGAGGAGAAGCAGGAGAAGGAGGAGGAAAAGCAGGAGGAGGACGAGGAGAGGCCAGACGAGGAGGGAGAGAAGCAGGAGGAGGAGGACGAGGAGAGGCCAGACGAGGAGGGAGAGAAGCAGGGGGAGGACGAGGAGAGGCCAGACAAGGAGGGAAAGAAGCAGGAGGAGGAGGACGGGGAGAAGCAGGGGGAGGACGAGGAGAGGCCAGACGAGGAGGGAGAGAAGCAGGAGGAUGAGGAGGAGGAGAAGUAGGAGGAGGAGAAGGAAGAGGACGAGGAGAUGGAAGACAAGGAUGAGGAGAAGGAGGAGGAGGAUGAGGAGAAAGAGGAGGAGGAGAAGGAGGAGGAGAAGGAGGAAGAGGACCAGGAGAAGGAGUACGAGUACAAGGAAAAGCAGGAGGAGGAGGAGAAAGAGGAGGAG
This is a messenger RNA of Miniopterus natalensis, 1119 nucleotides long. Lineage: Eukaryota; Metazoa; Chordata; Mammalia; Chiroptera; Miniopteridae. The record is from RefSeq and is a predicted model, not a curated record.